Xenopus laevis (African clawed frog) is the source of this 4108-nucleotide messenger RNA. RefSeq names its product UBA domain containing 2 L homeolog (gene ubac2.L). Gene Ontology annotation, molecular function: serine-type endopeptidase activity. Gene Ontology annotation, cellular component: endoplasmic reticulum membrane. NCBI's taxonomy places the organism in Eukaryota, Metazoa, Chordata, Amphibia, Anura, Pipidae. The transcript is spliced from 10 exons. The record is from RefSeq and is a predicted model, not a curated record. The coding region runs from base 1225 to 2241 and encodes 338 amino acids.
UCUGUGCGUGUUGUUAGGACAUUAGUGUCAAGUCGGUGUUUGAGUUGUCGAGUGUAGCACAGUUUGAAAAGAGGAGGACAUACGUAAAGUUUGCGAAUUUAUUUAGGCAGGAGUUCGAUUUAUUUACAGACGAGAAACAUGUUUACAUACACACUUGUGUAUUUCACCGAAGGAAACAAUUAGGCGUUAUAUUAUCUGCCUUUAUAGAUCCCUGUGCAAAACAUUGAUAUUUUUCAGAAGUGAGUUGCUGCAGGUGCAGUUCUCACCUUUAGCAAGGGCAGUGCACUUUACAUGUGAUUCAAUUGAGAGCGUGUGAGUUCAGCAGUAGAAUGUCAUUGCUGUCAACUUUUUCAAUUUGGGGUUGGGUUAUACCUUAAGUUCUCCUUUAUCCUAUGGGUGUCUAGUUUUAAUACAGUGUAACAGAAGUUAUUUUUCCUCCAGGUCUUUUAGCUUGCGGGUGUGAUACAUUCUUCCAUUAGAGGAAGAGAUUUCAAGAUAUAUAAAUGGUAUCAUCCCUAAACAGCAUAGAUACCCAUAGGUUAAAGGAAAUGCACAUUUGUCCCUAACUCAGACUUGCAUGACCAGUAGAGCUUAAUAUGUGCUUGUGCAAGUGUAUAUUUGCUAAAUGACACCUAGGAAAGUUAAGUAAGAUUUGCAGUGUUUUGCUACUUUUUUCUUCAUGCUGGUGCAUUUUAUUCCUAAAAGGAACACCGGCUUAAUAAAAUCCGUAGGGGUUGGAUUCACUAUAGAGAACAAAAUUAAGCUGACCAUACAAGCCUAGACCAAGUCCCGACCAUCUGGGCAUGUCUGUUUGUCAGUCAGCAAAAAGAAAAUGAAUAGGAGCUGCACCUCUGCGUAGGGUUGCGACUUUUUCUGGAAAAAAAAUACAGGCCUUCCUAUAUAUUUUAUCUUUUUUCCCUAUUAAUAACAUUGGGAUCAACCAUCAUUUUUACCGGCCAGGCCAGUAAAAUACCUGCCAGGCGGCAGCCCUACGCUGCGGCUCCUCUAAAUUUCAAGCUGUUCGACUAAAUGAAUGGAACAAUGCAAAGAUUCAGUAUGCUAUGCAGGAGUUUACUUCAAUUUGCUAUAGGUAGUAUACCUAUUAAUGUAGCUAUAACAGAUUUAUACUACAUUUGCAAGUGCCUGUCCCAGUAACUUAUUCUCCACAAGAAGGUGAUCAAUGCGUGCUUUGACCUUUGCCUUGGACAAGUGAAAAAAUCAAUCAUGAUCGCCAGUACUGGCUCCAGUGGACUCUAUAAAGCUCCGCUGUCCAAAGGACUCUUGCUCAUCCCAAGUUUUCUCUCCAUUGUAUUGACAUUUUUGUUCCAACAUCAACAAGAAUUGUUUCUCUAUAAUAUAAAGGCAAUAAAAGAAGAUUUUCAUAUAUGGAAACUGAUAUCUGGGAGAAUUAUUUGUCUGGAUCUGAAGGACACAUUUUGCAGCAGUUUGCUAAUAUAUAAUUUUAGAACACUGGAAAGAAGAUUUGGUAGUCGAAAAUUUACAUCAUUUUUAUUGGUGACCUGGACACUCUCUGCAGUUUUCGAUUUCCUACUUGUUGAAGCGCUACAGUUUAUAUCAGGGACAACACUUACUACUUUGCCUUCUGGAUUCCUGGCUCCUGUGUUUUCCCUCUUUGUGCCAUUUUAUUGUUCCAUUCCAAGAGUACAGUUGGCUGAGAUCCUUGGUUUAUUUCCCAUCACCAACAAAACUUUAGUUUACAUUGUGGGCCUACAGCUUUUGACCUCAAGUCCAUACAUGUUGGUUGUUGCUCUAAGUGGAUUGAUUUCAGGACUCUGUUAUACAUGGGAUGUUCUGAAUGUUCGUCAGAUUCUGUGCAUUCCUCGCUGGCUUGCAGACUUUUUUUCUCGGAGACUUGAACCAAUAUUCUCAUCUGUGGAACCGGUCAGUGAGGCUCGUGUAGGUAUGGGUGCCACUGUUGACAUCCAAAGACAGCAACGAAUAGAGUUACUUGAUCAGCAGUUCAUGCUUUCCCAGUUAGAACAUCUUGGAAGACGACGACCACAGCAGGCUGGAAUGUUAAACUGGAACCGCCUUUUUCAACCCUUAAGACAUCGGAAUUUCGGAAAUCAGGCUGAACCACAAGAUCCCUCACCUGCAACUUCUGAAGAACAUGUUGCCCAGCUGAUGGAAAUGGGGUUUUCUAGAGCAGAUGUCCUCUAUGCUCUAAGGGCUUCAAACAAUGAUGUCAAUGUUGCCACCAAUUUUUUAUUGCAACGGUGAUAUUUGGUAAAACAGAAAACAAUGAUAGCGUUAUAUUAUAAGAACCUUUUCUACAUAAUGCUAGAACAAAUAUUUUUAUAAAAACCCUGCUUAUUUGUUGGUGUUGUAUAAUUCAAAUGAUUUAUAACUGGACUGUUUCACCCAUUUCAUUGUACCGUUUGUAAGAUGCCCUCUCUUUUCUUUCGUUCUUUUAAUUUAAAUUUCUAUAAAGGUUUCUCAGAAUGCUGCUCAAAAACAAUACUUACAUGAAAAACAAUGUUUUAACUGGGAUAAACAUCACAAUAAAUGCAUUUUUUUUAUAUUAAUUUGCAGUUUGUUAGAAUUAAGAGCCUUAUCAAGUAUGUGUGUAAGUCCUAUUAAGUAUGCUUUUGAUUAUUUGUUGAUUAAAUUGUACAAAUGGUGAUGGAAUUAAAACUUAUUUUCAUUUGGAUCUUAAGAGAAGGGUGCUGUUAAUACACAUCAUGAGAAAAUUACAAGCAUAAAGAUAUCUAACAAAUGCAAUUUCUAUAUAAAAACUGUUUUCAUGGUAAUUAAACUAGGAAUAAUUAAACUAAGCCUACAACAAUAAAAUUCUGAAAGAUGAUUUAAGUGAUACUAUCCUCUUUUUAAACACAUUACACCUUUCAAAACAACUUAUAGUUAAUCAAUAUAACAGUCUAAGUAUGUUUUAUCGUGUAAGAUAACCAUUUCUUUAAAAAAAAAUAAUACAUUCAUGGCAGUAUUUUAAAAAAUUUACUUUUCCAUAAUCGUAUCAUAAACCCAAGCCUCGCUUAGGGAAUAUGAGCAGUGACCUGAAAUAGUUGUGGACUUGCAGACGGUGAACAUGUCCUGUUCGUCUAGGUAGGACAAAGCAUUUUUGGACAUUAGGUUUUUUGGAUAGAGGAUCUUUCCAUUGGGUGGAGCAGUAUGGCUUAAGGCUGCUAAAAAUAUUACAGAUCCAGGCCUCACGUGCAUUAACAGGUGGCAUUACACAGAUCAAUAUGGGAAUAGGAUUAUUCUAUCCAGCCCUGUUCAGACAGAAAAUCCUGUUUGUUGGUGCCUCCAAAAUGAGAUUGUUCAUUUGGCCCAUGCACAGAAUAAAUGAAUAAUUAUACUUUGACCUUGGAGUAAUAAUUGUGCAUUAUGAGACCAUUUGGCCCAUGGCUAGAAGUUGAAUAAACUUAAAAUGCUCUUUAUCUGCAAAGGAAUUUUGAGAAAAUAUAUUUUAGUAGUCUACCCCACUGAAUCUCUUGAGUGUGACCAAGGAAUACAGCCUAGCACCGUGGUGGUGUGGGCUGGCAGAAUAUGAGCCUGCCCAGCAAGGUACAACAGAAUUUAUUAUGACAAAGCAUUUAAAGCACAGUUAAAGAGGUGGUUCACCUUUAAAUUGCAUUUUAGUAUGUUAUAGAAUGCCCCAUUCCUAAAAACUUUUCAGUUGGUCUUUAUUUAUGUUUUUUAUAGUUUUUGAAUUAUAUACCUUCCUCUUCUACAUUUUUCCAGCUUUCAAAUAGGACUCACUGACCAUGCAGCCAAAAGCCAUUGCUCUAUGGGUUUAUAAUUUAUUAUCAAUGACUGUCAUACUAAAAGUUCAUUUAAAGGUGAACAAUGCCUUAUUUGGACUUAGGUUUUCUGGAUAUGAGGUCUUUGUUUGAUGCAGUAUGACUGAAGGCCCCCGCCUAAAAAAAGUAUCAACAUUUAUAAACAUAUCAGUAUAAUUAUAUUUUAUUUAAGCUUUAUAGAGUCUUGGGUAACAUCAAGUAAAAUGUUUGUGUGCUGUAAUUGCCAUUUAGUUUUAUGUGCUGGUGUCCAUUACAUGUCAAUUGUUUGAGGAUUUUAUUGUAUCGACUGGCUUGCACUCUUGUAAAUGUUAAAUAAAGGUUUAAAUCAG